AAAAAAAAAAAAAAGUUGCCACCUAUGCUUUAAGGUGUUAUAAUAUUCAAUAAUUUGAUUUUGAGUUUGUGUAUUAUGAGAGCACUACACCCACAGACCACAAAAUAUGAAUAUUAUUAACAUAACAUGUUAAAAAUAUUCGGUAUAGUUAAAAAUAAAAAAAAAGUCAACAUUUAAGCAUAGUGUUCUUAGGUUUAAUUUUAAUGAUAGAUUAAUUCAAUCUAAUAUUAAAAUUAAUAAUGCACAAUUGAUUCAAGAAACGCUAAUUUUCUAUGUCGUACGUAAGACGGUGACAUUGCGGAUGUGACGUCUUCUUAAUAAUGAUCUGCAAGACUUCAAUAAAAUACAUUUUUCUAAUUAUAUGAAAACAAGCGAUGAAAUAAAUUGUAGCAGACCGUUAACUAAUACGGAAACAGAAAAAUUAUUUUUAUUGAAUUACCUAGAUUCUUUUUUUUUUUACGGUUAUGAACCGACGACGCCGCGGGGACUGCUUGCGCAUUUCUUCCGCGACACCGCCAAUAUGAAUUACCUAGAUCCUAGAUUACUGUAAAGAGACUUUGUAGUACUUACCCAGAAAAAUAUUAUUAUUAUUAUUAUUAAUUUGUAACGAAAUCAUCUUAAAAUACCCCCUCCCCUCUAAACUAUUCAUCCAUGUACUUAAUGAAUAAAAUAUAUGGUUACUGGAUGGUGGCCGGCGGGUGGUGUAACUUGACUUUUUUUCGUCUAUGGACAAAAAGUUCACGCCAUCAUUGGUCAUCAUUACCAUCGAUUCAAAAUCGUUAAUUUUUAUUUAUUAAAUCUAACCUAACCCUGAUCAAUAUGUCAUGUUGUCAUCAUAGUUUAUAAAUCAACUAGUAAAAAUAUUGUACUAGUGUGAUACAUGUCAUUAAUACAUUGUUAACUAUAGAGGAUACUAUAUAUAAUCGUGGUAACAACGCCGUGUACAUUUUAAUUCUAUUUAUACAUUUUUAUCACAACUGCCGAUACCAAAUAUUAGCGUCGAUCUAAUAUUCAUUAAUCAUUAUUGCUCGUAAGUUUGAUAAAUAAAUAAAUAACCGCAAUAUUGUAUAAUAUGAACUAUUUUGUUAAAUAUUUUUGAAUUUUGUCGCUGACUGUUAUCCUUCCUUCCAUUGCGUAUUCCUUCAUUCAUUUCAUUGGCCAGGGAUGUAGACCGCUGAGUGCACUGUUCAAUAGUGGUAUUUCUGUCCACUGUCUACGAGUCUACAAUUCCGGGUUUACGUACGCAAGGCUUGACAGAUAUUAUUAAAGAGUAUUAACAGUCACGAUGACGGAUUCUGAUUUGAGUGACGUUUCUUCUACAAGCGAUGUAAAUUAUUCAGACAUCGACUUCGAUACACCAAACACUACAGAUAUGAAGUUAAGUGACGUCAGUGACUAUCCAUGUGAUGAUGGUUCUGUUAGGAACAUUUCAUUCGAAAGAAAAAAAAAAAAUGCACUGAGAUCAUUAAAUCAAGAUUCGCUGUCAUCGCUUUCAGAAAAUGAAUUUGACACCGUGUCUUUAUCUUCAAAUGUAACGAGUUAUGAAAAUACCAGCCAAUAUGAUACUAAAUGUGCUGUUAUAUUGUGUAAUUCAAAUGCAAGAAAUCAGUUUGAUAGAUUAUUUUUUAUCAAUUUUCCUAAGGAUAAUAAAGAUCUUUGUGAAAUUUGGUGGAGAUUGUGUGGACACCAUGGUUUGUUUAAUCCUUUUUCAAAGAUAUGUUCUAUUCAUUUUAAAGCAGACGAUUUUACUUCUAAUAUGGUAAGAAGAGAUGGCAAACUCUAUAAACAAACAAUUUUGAAAAACAAUUUUAUUGUACCAACUCUUUAUUUACAUUCGUAUGAGUAUGCAAAGUUUACUAGGAAACGACGAAAAAAACGUGUUAAUGAUGUUUGCAAACACACAAAAUCAACAUCAAUAUAUGUUUGUGUAAUUCAAGGCUGCAAGAAAACAUCUUUAAAAAAUGGAAAAACUACAUUAUUUUUCAAAUUUCCGCUUGAAAACAAAUUUCUACUAAAAAAAUGGUUAAAUAAUAUUGGAUUACCUUUUUGGAAGCCAUUAAAAACUAAUCGAAUAUGCUCUGAUCAUUUUGAAAGCUAUUACAUUAAGAAGAUUGAUAAUGUUUAUCAACUUAAUAAGUAUGCAGUUCCAUCAAUUAAACCAAAAAACUUGUUUGUCUUCAAUAACAAAGAUUCCAAUAGUAAACAGUUCAAAACAUCUAUUAAUGACUGUACUAAUCCAUCUGAUUUUAGUAGAAUAAAAUUUAAUGUAGUAGAUAAAAAUACUUUGAUAGUCAAAGAAAAUAAAAGAAAAAAUAGUGAUGAUGGAAGAACUAUUUUGUUAAAUUCAUUAGAGCAUAAAAUAGAUCAACAGCUAAAAGAAUAUGAUAAAAUACUUGAAGUAACUACACUUUUAAAUUCACCAGUAUUACAUGACAGUAAUAAAGAAGUACAAUCAUUAAAUUCCUCAACAAAAUGCAAUAGUUCAAAUUUUGAAGAAAUGUUGGAUGAUGUCAAUGACGUUAAAGAAUUUCAAUCUAAAGAAAAGACUGAUUUAAGUUUAACAAAACAAUAUCUAGAAUCAUUUGAAAAAGAAAUUGCAAAAGAAAGAGAGAACAUAAAUGGAAGUAUAAAUAAUAAUGAUAUCGAUUUAGAAUAUGUUUAUUUGGAUAUAUUAAAUGAUGUAAAUAUGAAUGCAAGUGUUAUGGAAGAUCAACCUAUACAUGAUACAAAGAAUAGUUUAAAAGAUGAAGAUAAUACAACUGCAUUAGAAUAUGAAAUAAAUAAAAACGAUGUGAAAAAUAUGUCUGUAGAAUCAAUAAAGACAAAUAUAUUAUUUGAAGAAAAAGAAGUGAUGAAUAAAAUUUCAAACAAUAAUGAUAUGGAUUUGGAAUAUGUUUAUAUGGGUAUGUUAAAUGAUGAAAAUAUGAUGGGAGUACAGCCUAUUUAUGAUACUAAUAUUAGUGUAAAAGAUGGAUGUAAUGCAACUGAAAUAGGAUUUGAAACAAAUAAUAAUAAUAAUAAUAAUUCAAAAAACAUGAUUGCAGAAUCCACAAAGCUUAAUAUCGCUGAAGAAACUCCUGAAUCUAUCAUUUAUGAUCAAGUUUUAACAGAAUGUUAUGGUGAAAUGCUUCCACCAUAUUGCGACCCAAAUUGUCAGCUAAAAUGUUAUUAUUUUGUACCUGAUCCUCAGCGAAAAGAAAUUUUUAAUCAAUUUCAUCAAUUGGAAAAUGUGACUGAACAGAACUGUAAAAUCGCUCAAUUAGUGCAAUUGGUUAUGGUUGAAAAUUCAGAAAGUAAUUUUGAGAGAUGUCUGACAUGCUAUUUAACUAUGAAUGAGGAGUCUGUGAAAGUGUGCCGAGUAUUUUUUAUAAAUACAUUGGGUAUUCCUGAACAGCGUCUCGAUGCCAUUUUGAAACCAGAUAAUUACAAUUGGUAUUCUAAUAGUGAUGUUGCGUUGAAAGGUAAUCAUCCAAAACAAGCAAAAGUAAUAAGCGAACAAAUUAUAAUCACAAAUUUCAUGAAAGAAUCUUUAAAGCUGUUAGACAAAGACUACAAUUUAUAUGUUCCUGAGAGUGAUACUGAAAUUGAUCUAGAAAGUGUACCAUCCGAAGAGCAAGAAAAAGUGUUAACUUACAUAAAAGGUAUUCCUAGAAUUUUAUGUGUGCCCAAAAUUUCUGGAGACUUAAAGAAACAAUUAUUUGAAACCAGUAUUUGUGUGGGAUAUAUGUAUAAAACGUAUUCUGAAAACUAUAUUAGAAACAAAAUUCCACCACCAUUAACAAAAUGCCAGUUUAAAAAAAUCUACAAUCAGUAUAUGAAGUCUCAUUUAAAAAUGAUUUAAACUCAAAUUAAUUCUAUUACUGUU
Messenger RNA from Melanaphis sacchari, 3865 nucleotides. RefSeq names its product protein PFF0380w-like. Bases 1286 to 3841 code for a protein of 851 amino acids. The record is from RefSeq and is a predicted model, not a curated record. NCBI's taxonomy places the organism in Eukaryota, Metazoa, Arthropoda, Insecta, Hemiptera, Aphididae. The transcript has 12 exons.